Messenger RNA from Penicillium longicatenatum, 1143 nucleotides. It is a transcript of the gene pex10, whose product is annotated as ubiquitin-protein ligase peroxin 10. The transcript has a single exon. The coding region runs from base 1 to 1143 and encodes 380 amino acids. The record is from RefSeq and is a predicted model, not a curated record. Gene Ontology annotation, cellular component: peroxisomal membrane. Gene Ontology annotation, molecular function: zinc ion binding. Gene Ontology annotation, biological process: protein import into peroxisome matrix. Lineage: Eukaryota; Fungi; Ascomycota; Eurotiomycetes; Eurotiales; Aspergillaceae.
AUGGCCGACGACGACUCUAGUCUUUCCCUUCCAAACCCGGACGGAGGAGCCCUCGGCUUCCCCUCCCACUUCUACCCCUUCGCAACCUCCCCAGAUAUCAUCCGCUCACACGAGAAGGAUGCAUACAUGACAGCAGGGCUCGUUCAACAAGCGCAAACAAUCAUUCGCUCACUAAAAGGCGCCCGCUUCGCCCAUACCUACUCCGACGCCAUCAAGAAUCUCACCGAACUCCUCUACUUCUCUCUCACCACCGCAAUCGGAAACCGCACCCUUGGUGAAGAAUACUGCGACCUAGUCCAGCUGGAAGAUGACUCCCUCCGGCUGCCUGCAAUCACUCGCCGUGUCGGAUACAUCCUCAGCAGCAUCCUUGUGCCCUGGUGGCUGCAGCGGCUUCUACCUGCGUUGCGACAGCGAGUGAGAAAUAAACUGGAGCGGAGCAUUGCGCGACAGCAACUCCGGGCGGCACAGCAGCAGAUGCCCACACUAUCGAAACCGAUCAACCUCAAUAAUAAUAAUAAAGCGGUGUCCAAGCCGUUCUUCACGAAGCUGCGCAUUCAGCAGUACAUCCUUGAUCAUUUGGAUUCGAUGACUUCGCUCUCGCCGAUCUAUGCUCUUAGUAUCGCGACUUUCUAUUUCACGGGAUCGUACUAUCAUCUUUCAAAGCGUAUCUGGCGCUUGCGCUACGUUUUCACCAAAAAGAUUGAUGAGAAUGAACAGCGCAUCGGAUAUGAGGUGCUUGGUGUAUUGAUGGUCCUUCAGGCUGCUGUGCAAGGCUUUCUGCACGUGCGCAAGAUCGGCGAGAGUAUGAAUGAUGCAAAUACUGAAGGUUCUGGAGCUGAGGCUGCAUCGUCUCAGGGCGGGGCAGUCAUUGCUUCAAUUCAGAACCCCACUUCGGUGCCAAUGUUGUCUGCUUCAUCUCCUCGAUAUGACCUUGAGGAAGACCCAGGCGCAGUUGCGUGGAUCCCAGAUGGACAGCAGCGGAAGUGCACAUUGUGUUUGGAUGCGUUCAAGGAUCCAAGUCUUACAACUUGUGGCCAUGUGUUUUGUUGGAUUUGUGUCAGGGACUGGGUGCGUGAGAAACCGGAGUGUCCGCUUUGUCGACAAGAGGUGCUACUGUCCAAGAUACUUCCCCUGAGAGGGUGA